AUGCAAUACAUAAGGGAUUUGGAUGAAAAGGCAUAUGAGUAUCUUGCAAACAUUGCACCUGCACAGUGGACAAGGUCACACUUCACUCAUAGGGCCUUAACAGAUUGUUUGGUAAAUAAUUUGAGUGAGUCUUUUAAUGCAAUGAUAUUGAAGUCUAGGGACAAGCCUAUCUUGGCAAUGUUGGAGUGGAUUAGGGUUAGACUUAUGACUAGGCUUUACACAAAAAGGGAAGGGAUACAGAAGUAUGCUGGAAAGUUGUGUCCAAGCAUACAAGAUAGGUUGGAGAAAUUGAAGGUUGAAAGUAAGGCAUUUAGUGCUACCCCAGCUGGUAGUUUCCUUUAUGAGGUAGGCAGUCAGUAUGAGAGGCAUGUAGUUGAUUUGGUGAAGAAGACAUGUAGCUCCAUUUAUACAAACAUUGAGACACCAGAAGACUAUACCCACCCAUGCUACUUCAAAGAAACUUACAUGGAGAUAUACAAGGAGGUACUUCCUCCCAUGCCUGGCCAGUCAGAAUGGGCUGAGACUGGACAGCCUGCUCCCCUGGCACCUCACAUAUACAAACCACCAGGCAGACCACCCAAGCAAAGAAAGAGAGCUUCUGAUGAGCCUAGGAACCCUUACAAAGCAAGUAGACAGAAUAGACCUGUAAGAUGUGGGAAAUGCAAAAAGGAAGGGCAUAACUCAAGAGGGUGCAAGGCUGGCAUCACUGGGGAGACACCAUGGCAGAGGAGACAGAGACUUCAAAGAGAAAAAGCUGCAAGGGAAGGGGUGUCUGCACCUAGAUCUGCACAUCAGCCUGCACCUCAGCCACCAUCCCAGCAGCCUACACAGACCUACAACAUGAUGUCUGCCACUCAGCCUUCAUCCUCACAGCAAGGAAAUCAACCUAGGCCAUCUCACAAGAGAGCAGGAUGGUUCUCUUCCUCGCAACCAGAGUUUCACACACCUAGGGAGACCUGGGAUACCUUACCAAGAUCUUCACAGCCUUCACAUGCAAGUGGGAGCACUGGUGGUGUGAGGACUAGAGGAUAG
Quercus robur (English oak) is the source of this 1032-nucleotide messenger RNA. RefSeq lists its product as uncharacterized. The record is from RefSeq and is a predicted model, not a curated record. Lineage: Eukaryota; Viridiplantae; Streptophyta; Magnoliopsida; Fagales; Fagaceae. The coding region runs from base 1 to 1032 and encodes 343 amino acids. The transcript is spliced from 4 exons.